Molecule: messenger RNA, 210 nt
Organism: Perkinsus marinus ATCC 50983
Lineage: Eukaryota; Perkinsozoa; Perkinsida; Perkinsidae
Exons: 3
Coding region: 1-210 (69 amino acids)
Source: RefSeq, a predicted model, not a curated record
AUGGCCGACUUCGAAACCGCAGGGAGUCGCCCGGAGACCGCAGAUCCCUGCUCAGUACGCUUCGGGGAGUUCAAAUUCCGCAACGGGGGCCGAUACCGUGGACAAUACAUCCUAGAAGCACUGCAAGAUGGGGAUACAGAAAACGAUGAGUCUAUACAGUAUCGUAAAGUUAUCCAUGGCGAAGGGGAAUACUACAACAAAGCUGCGUAA